Messenger RNA from Cryptomeria japonica (Japanese cedar), 600 nucleotides. RefSeq names its product G-type lectin S-receptor-like serine/threonine-protein kinase At1g34300. Gene Ontology annotation, biological process: recognition of pollen. The coding region runs from base 1 to 600 and encodes 199 amino acids. The record is from RefSeq and is a predicted model, not a curated record. Lineage: Eukaryota; Viridiplantae; Streptophyta; Pinopsida; Cupressales; Cupressaceae. The transcript has a single exon.
AUGAAGCUGGAAUCAAAUGGAAAUUUGAGGUCCUAUGGAUGGAUCACUAAUAUAGGGAUAUGGGAGCUGGGAUGGAGUGCUGUGGAAGACCAGUGCAAAGUCUAUGGAUGGUGUGGAAAUUUUGGGGUUUGUAUUUACAAUGGUACAGGUCCAUAUUGCGCAUGCCCAUCUGCAGAUUUUGAUCAGAUAGAUCCGAAUGAUGUCACAAAGGGAUGCAAGAGGCAACAGGAUAUAACACAGUGUAGCAAUAACCAGAGUAUGGUUCAACUGGAUCAUACAGAAUUCUUAUCUUAUCCCCCAGAGUUAGAAUCAAACUUCGAGAUAUAUUAUUUGGGGAAUCCAGAUUGUUGGCAGACCUGCCUUAAGAAUCCGAACUGCACUCCAUCUACAUCGAUGAGUGAUGGUACAGGCACUUGCAGGAUGAAGACGAGCAACUUCACCAGUGCUUAUCAAACAGUAAGCAUUGCAACCACUUCUUAUGUAAAGGUAUGUGGUCCAGGGCGGCCUCUAAGCCCACCUCCUCCUCCUGUCAGUACUGUGAAUGAGUCCAGGGAACCUGCCGGUGGAAUCGUGUUGCUAAUUACCAUUAAUAUUUUGUAA